This is a messenger RNA of Prionailurus viverrinus (fishing cat), 2893 nucleotides long. RefSeq names its product GTPase IMAP family member 4-like. Gene Ontology annotation, molecular function: GTP binding. The record is from RefSeq and is a predicted model, not a curated record. Bases 88 to 2052 code for a protein of 654 amino acids. Lineage: Eukaryota; Metazoa; Chordata; Mammalia; Carnivora; Felidae. The transcript is spliced from 5 exons.
UCCUGCCUCAGAGGUUUGAAGGGUGCAAACACAUUUUCCUCACAGUGAAAGCAAAAGCAGCAGCUCAAUCAGAUUCUUUGGAGAACAAUGGGGAACUCAGCUCCUUCAAAAGCCACUGGUAGUGACAUGGAAGACCCUCAGGACAACACUCUGAGGAUUGUUUUGGUGGGAAAAACUGGAAGUGGGAAGAGCGCAACGGCAAACACCAUCCUGGGGAGUGGAGUCUUUGACUCUAGAGUUGCUCCCCAUGCUGUCACCACCAAGUGUCAAAAAGCAUCCAAGGAAUGGAAGGGGAGGAAACUUCUUGUUGUUGACACCCCAGGGCUCUUUGACACCAAGGAGACCCUGGAUACCACGUGCAGGGAAAUCAGCCAGUGUGUCCUCUACUCCUGCCCUGGGCCCCACGCCAUCAUCUUGGUCCUCCAGCUGGGCCGCUACACGGAUGAAGAGCAGAAGACCAUGGCAUUGAUCAAGUAUGUCUUUGGGAAGCCAGCCAUGAAGCACAUGUUCAUGUUGUUCACUCGCAAAGAUAACUUGGAGGGGCAGAGCCUGAGUGACUUCUUAGCAGAUUCAGAUGUGAAGCUAAGAAACAUCAUCAACGAGUGUGGGAACCGCUACUGUGCCUUCAACAACAGAGCCUCAGAGGCCGAGAAGGAAGCUCAAGUGCAGGAGCUGGUGGAGCUGAUAGAGGAGAUGGUGCAGAACAACGGAGGGGAUUACUUUACAGAUGCCAUUUACAAGGACACAGAGAAGAGGCUGAGGCAACGGGAAGAAGACCUGAAGAAAAUCUAUGCCGAUCAAUUAAAUAAUGAAAUUAAACUAGUAGAAAAGGAAUAUGCUGAUAAAUCACAGGAAGAACGGGAGAAAAAAAUAGAAUGGCUAAAGAGGAUUUAUGAUGAACAAUUAAAAAAUAUCAGGGAAGAAGCUGAGAAGGGCAUAUUUGAACAUGUUUUAGAUGGGAUUAGGAGGGUGCUUUCAAAAAUAUGGCAUACGUUUUGGUAUCCUCCUCCCCUCAAGCAGCAGCCCCCUGGGUCUCGGGAGCAGCCAUUAGAAGGAAUUCACACUGCAAUGGCAACCCCCAACAGCGAUACGUACUGCAGCCCCGGUGGUCCCAGGAGCAGCUGCGGGCUUAGAAACCAAGAUGGCAGAGAUUCACAGCUGAGACUGGUCUUAGUGGGUAAGACUGGAGGAGGGAAAAGUGCCACAGGCAACAGCAUCCUCGGAGAGAAAGUGUUUCGUUCCAGCAUUGCGGCAACAUCAGUCACCAAGACCUGUAACAAAGGGAGCAGCAGGUGGCAGGGAAGAGAAAUUGUGGUUGUGGAUACGCCUGGCAUUUUCGACACCGAGGUACAGGAUGCUGACACCUGCAAGGAGAUUGCUCACUGCAUCUUCCUGACCUCCCCAGGGCCUCAUGCUCUGCUCCUGGUGGUCCCGCUGGGCCGGUACACGCAGGAAGAGCGAAAGGCCACGGAGAAGAUCCUGCAAGUGUUUGGACUCAGAGCUAAGAGAUACAUGAUUCUCUUAUUCACCCGGAAAGAUGACUUGGAUGGCAUCAAUUUCCAUGAUUACUUACAGAAAGCACCCAAAGAUAUCCGAGAGUUGGUGGGCAAGUUUGGUGAUCGCUACUGCGUGUUCAACAAUCGGGCGACAGGAGCUGAGCAGGAGGCCCAGAGAAAUCAGCUGCUCACCCUGGUCCAGCGCAUUGUGGCCGAGAAUGAAGGAAGAUGCUACACUAACAAGAUGUACCAAAAGGCUGACAACGAGAUUCAGAAACAAAUGCAAGAAAUGCAAGAAUUUUACGCAGCAGAGCUAGAGAGAGAGAGAGUGCAGAUAAGAAAGGAGUUUGAAGACAAAAUCAGAAAGCUGGAGGAUAAACUGGAGCAGCAGAGACAAAUGGAACAAAUGGAGAGGGAAUUGGCUGAGAAAGAGGCAUUAUAUGCUGUAAAGCUGCAAAAACACAGAGAUGAGAAUCAGUAUAAGAUAGUUGACUUGAUCAUGAAAGCUCUACAGAUGGUUUUUCCUAUCUUCUCUCACCUGUUUAUGGAAGAUUAACCUGAAUGAGAAGAUCUCCUUAUUUGCUACACAUUUUCCGCUGGCCCUGCCAAGCCCCCACCCCAGAACUCAUUCACCAACCUUGAAGCACUCUCGAUUCUGUCUCUCAGACUCUCAGGACGAAGGGGUAUAAUCAGAUUCACUGGUGGUGAUUGGUAGAUGUUUGAUUGACUUACCAGGGGAGGGACGCAUUCUCAAUUUGUGGAACUCCAGAGUAGAAGAUAUUGAUGCUCUUCUAAGAAGAUGACCCCAAAAUUUCUCUAUUUGUCCCGAGUGAAAUCUAGAUUCCUUCUAGAUUGGUGGAUCCUCUCCCUUUGUUGCUUCUACUCACUUAUUUUUGCUUUUAGGACAUGGCAAUCACCUUACCCAUAUGGUUUGUUACAAAGAUUGGUUCUUCGUGUUAGGUAGUCUAAUAAUGGAGAUGUUUAUAGAAUUCUUUCCAGAUGAAUGGAGAUUUAUUUAGUUACACUUUUACAGAGGGACUCAAGUUGUUUCUUAUCAGCUGCCCACUGAAGAACAAAGAGUUGUCUGGAAAACAGGCCCUUCAGAACUCAACUAAAUGAAAUGCCAGAAAGAGCAGUUGAAAGACGGAGAUUCAACACAGAAGACAACAACGGUUUGCUAUAUUCAGAUAUAUCUACAGCAACUCUUUGACAGACUUCAAUGCAACAUAUUUGCUGAAUAACCAGUUCUCUCCUUUUCAUGUGAAACUAACUGUUGCCACUUCACCUCCACCACCUCAGACCUUCAUAACUUACUGCACAUACCACCCUCUCCCAGCUGAACUGCUUGCUAGUUGGUAUUAUAAUAAAAGUUUUCUGUUCUGUCAUAUUUCCAUAAA